Molecule: messenger RNA, 3276 nt
Organism: Orbicella faveolata
Lineage: Eukaryota; Metazoa; Cnidaria; Anthozoa; Scleractinia; Merulinidae
Biological process (GO): cell surface receptor protein tyrosine kinase signaling pathway; positive regulation of kinase activity; multicellular organism development
Cellular component (GO): signaling receptor complex; plasma membrane
Molecular function (GO): transmembrane receptor protein tyrosine kinase activity; ATP binding
Source: RefSeq, a predicted model, not a curated record
UUUGCUGUAACUUCUGCCACGACUGUUUUUCUCCUCAGAGCUAUCGCGAUGCGGGUUCUUUCACUAGAACAUUUCAAGCGAGGGAUCGUUUCCAACGAAAUUUUUCAUUGCGGAUUGAUGUUCAUCGGAAUCGUAAUACUACAAGCUUGGCCGAAUGAAGGCACCUCGCAGAGCAAGACAUCACAAUCAAAUACAACGGCAUUGUAUCAGUAUGAACCAGUAGGUUGUUUCAAAGAUAAAAGAAAUCGACGCGUUCUGCCAGUAGAAGUCAAAACGUUCUCUGACAUGAUCAACGAAUCAGAUUUGGCCAGUUCAUACGCAGCCAUAAUUCACGCGUGUGCUACCGAAGUGUACAAGAACGAUUUCUGGUAUUUUGGCGUGGAAUAUCGCCACCAGUGCUGGAGUGGGGUGAACGGUGCCAUGACGUACAACCGACAUGGCCGAUCCGACAAUUGUUUAUCGAAUUAUGGCGUGGGAGCUACAUGGACCAUAUUUGUUUACCGCUUUGUUGAAGUGAAUGGCAGUUGGAGCCAGUGGUCGCCAUGGCAACCAUGCAGCGUGACGUGUGGAGGGGGAAACAGGACACGUGCCCGCACUUGCUCUAAUCCAGCGCCAAAAUGGAACGGUAUGGAUUGCCCAGGUACAAAUAUCUCCACAGAGAGCUGCAAUUUGCACAAAUGUAAAGUGAAUGGCAGCUGGAGCCAGUGGUCGCAAUGGCAGCCAUGCAGCGUGACGUGCGGAGGGGGAAAUAGGACACGUACUCGCACAUGCUCUAAUCCAGCGCCAAAAUAUAAUGGACAGGGUUGCCCUGGGACAAAUAUCUCCACAGAGAGCUGCAGUUUACAAAAAUGUAGAGAUACAACGGCACUGCAUCCGUAUGAACCAGUCGGUUGUUUCAAAGAUAAAAGAUAUCCACGCGCUCUACCAUUAUCAAUCGGAAAGUACUCUGUCAACGAGACAGAUUUGGCCAAUUCAUUCGCCGACAUAAUUCACGCGUGUGCUACUAAAGUGUAUGAGAAUGGCUUCUGGUAUUUUGGUGUGGAAUAUCGCCACGAGUGCUGGACUGGAGUGCACGGUAACAUAACAUACAACAGAUAUGGGCGAUCCGGCAAAUGUUUAUCGAAUUAUAGCGUGGGAUCUGAAUGGACCAUAUUUGUUUACCGCUUUGUUGAAGUGAAUGGCGGUUGGAGUCAGUGGUCAUCAUGGCAACCAUGCAACGCGACAUGUGGAAGAGGACACAGGACACGUGCUCGCAUAUGCUCUAAUCCAGCACCAAAAUGGAACGGAAAGGAUUGUCCUGGGACAGAUAUCUCCACAGAGAGCUGCAAUUUGCACAAAUGUAAAGAUUCUACAGGAGAUGAUAUUCUCUACAACAAUGAGACUUAUCAUGGUCAGGGCACUGGGGAAUCCUCUCUGCCGCUGGUAGCGAUGAUUGUGGGCGGCUCGCUCUUGGCUUUGCUAUGUUUAAGUGGAAUAUUAUGGUUUGCUUUUAGACAUCGUAGAAAGAGUCUAUCCAAUUCAGAACUCUUCCAGGAUCCGUGGGAAAUCCUAUUUGAUGAAAUUUCCUUGAAUAGGAUAAUUGGAGAAGGGGCUUUCGGGAAAGUAUACAGUGGCAGGCUUAUGAAGCAAACUAUGGAGGUUGGAAAGGGACGGAUUUCUUCGCAGCGUAAAACGGAUAAGGAACAGCAGGAAAUGAAGAUGGGCCUGGCCGUUGCUGUGAAAAUGUUGCAAAAUGGUGCCACGGAAGAACAAAUGCAAGAAUUCCUAGAGGAAAUAAUGCUUAUGAAACAAAUCGGAUAUCACCAGAACAUAUUGAAUUUAUUGGCCUGCUGUACUAUGACAAAUCCCAUGUUCCUUGUAGUCGAGUUUGCAAAGAAUGGGGAUUUACUUCAAUACCUCAGGAAAAGAAGAGAGCAGAUCAAACAAGCUUUUGAAGCGACGGGAGAAGCAGCGCCCCAACUCUCAGUAUAUCAAAACAGAGGUGUCAUAAAUGAAGGCAACUUAUAUGAAUGCACCAGCAACAAAACCAGAUCUGCAACAUUAGCUGUCAAAACUGAUACUGACAACUUCCAUGACGAUAAUACUCUGGCACCCGCUGACCUAAUGACGUUCGCAUGGCAGAUAGCAAAGGGAAUGGAGUUUCUGUCGCGGAAAGGAUUCGUCCAUCGUGACCUGGCGGCGAGAAAUGUUCUCGUUUGUGAAGGCAAGCUAGUGAAGGUAGCUGACUUUGGAUUGUCGCGUAACGUGUACGUUGGGAAAAUGUACCAUUCUACAAAGUCCAGAAAACUACCAAUCAAAUGGAUGUCACCGGAAGCCAUUCAUGAUCAAGUGUUCAACGCAGAGAGUGACGUGUGGGCGUAUGGUAUUCUGCUUUGGGAGAUUUUCACAAUCGGUGGGACGCCAUAUCCUUCGAUAAGCAAUCAUAAACUCUUUGGAGCUCUUAAAGCUGGAUACAGAAUGGAAAAACCACAGAUAUGCUCGGAUGAGAUGUAUGAAUUGAUGCGACAGUGUUGGAAAGAAAAUCCCGCUCAAAGGCCAUCAUUCACUGACAUCCGGGAACAACUGGAACGGAUUAUGCUACACCAUUGUCCUUAUUUGGAUAUGGCUGACGCGAAGUAUAGUUACGCGCCCUGUUAUGACGUUGACAGUGACGAAGAAACGGAACUGGAAAAUACUGCCGUGUAACUUACAUGCUUAUCUGCGUGAAAGAUUUUUCGACUUGAUGAGAAGUCGGCAUUUUGUAUGUACGUUUCUCCGCAGUACAAAUUAAUUUAGGCCCUUAACAGGAUAAAAUAGGGGUUCGCUUAUUUUGUUUUCGUUCUAAACAUACCAAGAUUAUUUUGAAUUUUAUAGAUACCCCUCAGCUUGCCUUGCAAGAUGAUAUUUGUUUUCACUGGCUCUGAUGUCAUGAUAUCAAAUGACGUCGAAGCAUAGCCAUAUUGGAUCCUCCAUCUCACAUUUCACCACUUUCCCUGGUAGUCCAGAAAAUGAAUUAAUACAAAGCAAAAAGGCACAUCUAUAGCUAGUAUUUUCAGUUCUUUAUUUUAUUCCUCUUGAUCUUCAUUUAACUUAGAAUUGUUCAAAGAACAUGACUCUGAUGUAAAGUAACUGCCAUGAUUCUUCUAUUUUCUUCUUAUUGUUAUUGUCCCCAGAAAUGAUCGCGGGCGAAUGUAUGGGCCCUUUCCUCCAGGGGGCUUAUCAUUUAAAACUAGCCAAUAGACUUGGAGGCAGCGUGGCCGAGUGGUUAGGGCACUGGGCUUGAAACUCAGAGGUCGC